AUGGAUAGAAAUAGAGAGGCUGGAGAGCAGGGGGGAGUUGCUGGUGGAGGAGUGGGGACUCACCAACCAGCCAACCCUACGCUACCUACUUCUUCUACACCAUCUCCUACUACCGUGGAUCCUGUGAAAGCUUCCUCUAUUGAGAAAUUUAUGGGGGAGGACUACGAGCGCUGGAGUUUCUGCAUGAGGCUGAUGUACACCCAAUACAAGCUAUUGGAUUUGGUGGAGGGGAAGGAGAAGAUGCCGGAGGCUGCGGAGCUGAAAGGAGCGUGGAUGAAGCGAUCGUUCGACGCGUACAUGCUCAUGUUUUUGGAUGUGCACUCACCGACACAUGCUACCGGCAUCGUGCUACUCGCGCGGUGGCUGCGCGACAUCAAGUUCGUUGAUCGAGAGCCGAUGCAACCGGUGUUGGAUGAGAUAUGGGACAUAUUUACAAAGCUCCAAGGUGGCAGUGUGGUGUACCUGGAGCUCGUGCAAUGCGUGGAGAUUGUGAUACGGCUGCCAGAGUCGUGGUCUGCCCUUGCGAUCAACCUCAACUCCCAUAAACCCCAAUGGAGCGUGGAUUACAUUCGCGCGCGCAUUCUAGAGGAGGACUUGCGGCGGCGGAGUGUGGAGCGCUCGGAGGAGGGGGCUGGCUAUGGAGUUGGAGGUGGAAAAAGUGGCUUCAAGAAGAAGUGGAAGGGCAAGAACAAGGACAACCCUAAGGAGGAUGGCGGCGGGGGUCAAGGGGAGGUGUGCUUCUACUGCAAGAAGCGCGGACAUUGUUGGCGGAAGUGCUACCAACGACCCAAGGAUUGGACCCCGCCUUCAUCAAGCAACCACUGUGGUGGCAUGAGGAGUGGGGGAGUCAUGGGAGCUAGUGGAGAGGAGAAGGAUGAGGAGAAAGGCGGCAAAUCUGAGGAGCGGAAGGCCGGGUUCUUCUUCUUCGUGAACGAAGGCACAACCGACCUCGCUAUGGUUGCCAAGCUGCACCUUGAGGAUCUCCCUGGGUCAGAGCUGACCAGUGACCACAGUGGCGGUGGUGAGCAGCAAGUUUCUGGUCCUGCUAGAGAGGAGGGGCUGGAGGAUGAGUCAGCACGUGUGGACUCACCAUCUCAGCCCGAGCCUGCUGCAAACGCCAAGGUCACCAAGAGGAGUGUGCAGAGAGGAGCUUCACCACAUGGGCAGCAGACUGUAACCCGUGAGAAGAGAGUGGCAGCAGCACCCUCAAGGUUGAAGCAUAGCCGUUUGGGAGGACCUAAGCAAGGUGCCAUGGCGGUUCAGGCGGGGGCGGCUGCUCCAGGGGCCAGGCGCGGGGUAAGGCAGGGCGACGCGGCGGGGAGGGGCGACGUCGUGGGUAGGGGCGACGCGGCGGGCAGGGCGACGCGGCGGGCAUAG
Molecule: messenger RNA, 1377 nt
Organism: Closterium sp. NIES-65
Lineage: Eukaryota; Viridiplantae; Streptophyta; Zygnematophyceae; Desmidiales; Closteriaceae
Source: the annotation of a GenBank genome assembly